Molecule: messenger RNA, 2632 nt
Organism: Acanthochromis polyacanthus (spiny chromis)
Lineage: Eukaryota; Metazoa; Chordata; Actinopteri; Pomacentridae
Product: insulin-like growth factor-binding protein 2-B
Exons: 4
Coding region: 117-929 (270 amino acids)
Biological process (GO): regulation of insulin-like growth factor receptor signaling pathway
Cellular component (GO): extracellular region
Molecular function (GO): insulin-like growth factor I binding; insulin-like growth factor II binding
Source: RefSeq, a predicted model, not a curated record
CCAGGAAUGUUUACCCAAACACAGAUAACUGUCAGAGGAUCCUGAGGUUCAUGCUGCUAUCUUCCAAGGGCCAUUUUUCCCUUCAGUAGUCACUAACAAACCAGGAGAACGUUGUAAUGGUCUUAUAUUUUACAUACGGGUUGCUGUUUGCAUGCUUUGCUGUACCUGGAAUGUUACUUGGGGAAUUAGCUUUCCGAUGUCCAAGCUGCACAGCGGAGCAUUUGGCUGCAUGUCCCAAAGUCACUUCAGUAUGUGCAGAGAUAGUGAGGGAGCCGGGCUGUGGCUGCUGUCCAGUAUGUGCCAGGACGGAGGGGGAGCUCUGCGGCGUCUACACACCGAGGUGCUCCAGCGGCCUCAGGUGCUACCCCAGCAUGGAUGCUGAAUUUCCUCUGCAGCAGCUCAUCCAGGGUUUAGGGCGAUGUGGACAAAAAGUAGACAUGGAUGUCCCAACUGGUGUGGACCAGCAGGCAACAAAUGAGGUGCAUGGAACCGAAAAUCCACUCACCAAGAGACCUGCCAUAGAUGUUUGGUUAAUUCAAAGCUGUGCCAUUAGAAACCACAACAAUGUGCUCAAAGCCAAGAUGAAGACAAAUGAACUCGAGGACCAACGAACCCAGAAAAUGCCUCAGAGCGCCUGUCAGCAGGAGCUGGACAAAGUCUUAGAGGAGAUCUCCAAAAUUACUUCAGAGGAUAACAGAGGCCCGCUGGAGAAUCUGUACGGGCUCAAAUUUCCAAACUGUGACAAACAUGGACUGUACAAUGUCAAACAGUGCAACAUGUCUACCCACGGCCAGCGGGGCGAGUGUUGGUGUGUUAACCCCUUAACAGGGGUCCAGAUACCAGCAACGCCUAAAGUCAGAGGGGAUCCCAACUGUAACCAGUUUCAAGAGGAGCUCAGAGCCAUGCCCACUGCAGCGGCGUUUCGCUAACACCUCUACAACCAUCACAACAGGAUUUCUAUGAAUUUCAGAUUACUGGAGGAUUUUUCCAUUAAAAGCUCUAUUCUAUCAAAAUUUAAACAAAUCCCUCUAUUUGAAGGCUUCAUCUGUGCUUUAAUUGACUCUAGGUUUGAGGUAAAGGAGAAACUAUACUAAGUAACAAUAAAGAUGCCAUGGUACUGAUUUUUUGUUAGCAAAUUCUAUGAAAGAAGCGAAAACAACUAUGCAUUAGUAUCUCCUGCUCCAUCGGUAAGAAUCAGAACCUAACCUAUAUACUCUGAAUAAAUAUGUACACUACCAUUCAAAAGUUUGGGGUCAUUUAGAAAUGUCCUUAUUUUUCAAAGAAAAUGAUUUUUUUUCAAUGACGAUAACAUUACACCAAUUAGAAAUGCAGUCUGGACAUUGUUAAUGUGGUAAAUGACUAUUCUAGCUGGAAACAGCUGGUUUUUAGUGGAAUAUCUACAUAUAGGUGCAGAUGCUCAUUUCCAGCAGCCAUCAUUCCUGUGUUCUAAUGCUACAUUGUGUUAGCUAAUGGUGUUGAAAGGCUAAUUGAUGAUUAGAAAACCCUUGUGCAAUUAUGUUAGCACAUGAAUAAAAGUGUGAGUUUUCAUGGAAAACAUGACAUGGUAUGGGUGACCCCAAACUUUUGAAAGGUACUGUAGAUUUUUUUUUUUGAUGGAUGUACAAAUAUAUAGUUUUAUUUCUUUGAAAAAGUAAAGUAAUGAGACAGUUGGGCAUUAUAGCUUUUAGUAAAUUGUAAUCUGACUAUAGUAGUGAAUUAUUUUUAGAUUAUUACACAUUGCGCAACAGCAUAGUUUAUGUAGUUAAUGUAUACGUCUUUAAUUGAUGACUCUUAAUUGAUACAGUAUAGAAUCUUUACUUAUUGUAGUGACAAGAUUUGUCCGUAGGAUUGACUCAUUGUGCUCUGUUAGUUAAAAGUUGUAUUAAUAGAUUUUUUUGCCACUUGGGGGCAGUAGCACAAAAUGUAAACACAAACAUAUUAUUGACAUGUUACUACACUAUGCCAAACAAUCAUCUAUCCCAGCAACAACACAGCAACAUUGGUUUUAAUUAGAGAGGUUCUGGAGCCCUUCAAAAAAAACUCCAAGCCCAGUAUUAACCCUCUUUAAUAACUGUCUCUUUAUCAGCUCCUGGUAAAAUUAUUGGGGGCUCUUUAGCUGAUGAGUAUAUCACCAUUUCCAUCAGCUAGUCUGCCAUUUGGUGCUGUUCAGCUUUUGUACAGAAGGUUAUCAGAACUAUUUGUCCAAAAAAACAGCGACCUGCUAUGCUUGGAAGUUAAUGAACACUGUAAAAACCAAUGGCUACAAGACCAAAACAUUAAGCUAAAAGACACAAAAAUGCUCCAUAGAGCUGAAGGGAACUGCAGAGAUGUGUGAUAAUUUUCUGUUGCUUUUCACUUUGAGCAACCACUUUCAUUUUACACAUACUAAUUUGAUCUGUGUGAUCAAAUUGAAGGCUAAAAAAAUCUUUUUUUAAUCUCUUUUAUCUACAUUUAUAUGCCUCAUGAGGGACAUAAUGAGUUGUAAUCUUGUUUUUUUGUUUAGGGUGACAAUAUGACAUUUGUCUUGGUGCUACCGAUGACAAACAGCCCUUGGCUUAGUCUACAUUUAUGUUUAUUAAAUAUACACUGUCAUUAUUACACAAACUAAGAAAUAAAGACAUUGUACAUUCUU